CAGGAAGUGCUGAAAGUGAAAGUGAAACUGAGAGGAGCUGGUAUUUAGGGCAGUGCAGCACAAAAAAACAACCUCUUACUUUUCUUCAUAUUUUAAAGACUGGAUGUGAGCUCAGCUCAUUGAAACAAGGUCUAGAACCGACAGCUGUUCCGUCUUUCCCUGAAGGGUGAGAAAACCGCCUUCCUUCCUGCGUUUACUCUCAGCACAAUGCCAGACACUAAGCUGUUGUUGGAGGCCCUGUCAGCUCUUUCUGGCUGCAAUGUGGAGUCAACAACUGGAUCUUCACAGAUAACCCCUCAUGAUUUUAUUACUGCUGUAGCCCUGAGGAAGUAUUACAAACAGCAGGGAUUUCAGGAGCUGGAAUAUCCAAGUAUUGGGACUUUAUCUGUGCAUGACGAUGAGGACUUGUACAGCAGUCCUCCGCCUCUGACCGAAGGACCUGGGGAGAGCCUCAAACCCAAGGUGCAAAUUAAUCUCCAGGACUUCUUCCAUCCUCAGUUUGAUUAUGAUUUCACCAACAUUAAGGAUGGUGAUAAGACGUUUCUGCGUGGUAAUGAGAAUUACAUUCGCCCUUGUGGAUGGAACCGAGCUGCGCUGUAUGUCUUGGAUAAGUACAGUGGUGGAAACCAGUGGCUCGGGACGGGUAAUGACGCCUGGCCCGUCUCCUACCACGCAAAAAACAUAGACGGCUCCCUUGGUGUCAUUGUGGCUCAUAAAGGGAAACCAGAUGACACGCCAGGUUUCCUGGAAGCCGGCGCUGCCUCCGUCAUCCAAGAGCACACAGCAGGAAAUGGAGUGUACUCCACACCGGAUAUCAAGAUGGCAGAGAAGUACUGCAAGACCUUCAAGUCCAAGGUGGAUGGGAAGACUUACAAAGUGGUUCUUCAGAAUCGCAUCAACCCCCAGAAAAGGGCGGUGUGCCAGAGGGAAGACCUCUGGGUGGUGUACAUCCCAGAUGGGAAGAACGACCUCCAGAGAAGGGCCAUUGUGCAGGAGUCCAUCCGUCCGUACGGGCUGCUGAUGAAGCCGGCAUGAGUCCAGCCAUCAGCAGCAGCUGGGAAAGAAUCACGACAUUCUUUUCACUUAAGAUUAUAAAUGCGUUGUUUGUGGUCUUUAAAGCUUACUCUGUAACGUAAAUGAGGGAGUUAGCAAUAUCCAAGGGUUCACAUUUAAGCUCUUUCUGCAGUUUUCUGUCUGACAUUAAUGUCUAAAUUUAGAUUCUCACCCCAAACACUAAACCUCAAGUUCUUUAUGCAGAACCAAAUAUCUCCAGCUGUCUUUUCCAGAACUGAAAAUCUGCUAAAUAAGCUGAAGGAAGAACUGAUGAACACAUCUACUGCUGAUUGAACACAGGAAAGAUGAACUCUGUGAGCUACGCUUGUAUCUGAUUAUGUCUGAAUGUACUUUCCUCAAGCAGAUGUAUCCAUUUUGUAUCAAUUUCUAAACGAUGACUGUUAUAGAAAUUUUAUGUUUGAUUAUUUUUUGAUCAUUAAUCAUAUUAACGGAAUGCAUUAUCUAUUGCACUAUGCCUGCAAGCUGCCGUGCGAUGGACUGGCUCUCUGUCCAGGGUGUACCCCGCCUGAUUGCCCGCUGACCGCUGGAGAUGGGCGCCAGCUCCCUUCCCUCCCCCCCUGCGACCCUACGUGGACAAAGCGGGUUCAGAAACUGGAUGGAUGGACUAUGCCUGCAAGCAUUCUCACUCAUUCCCACACACACACAUUCCUGUCUUAUCUCAUGAUAUACAGUAAAUAGACAGGAAGAGCAAAAUCUCAUUGCAGUUGUAAGCCUCAAGCUUUUGACUGAGCAUCUGCCCCGACUUGCAAACAGUAAAACGUGUGGUUAAUUGUCUCUUUUCUCUUCGACUGCAGGUAUUAGGUGAUUGAUAUAAUCCCUAACAAUGACAUAUAAUUUUUCAGUCAAUGUGUGCACAUAUCUGAUUUAAAUGUAGCGUUAGUUUUUGUUUCAAAUGUAAAUGUUUGUAGUAAUAAUAAAUGUUAAGUUGCAGAAACUUCCUGUUGCUCUAAACUGAAACACCUGCUGUGAGGUAUGAUGGCGUUUGUCUGACGUUAUUUAUGUUUUUCUAAACUGUCAACACUUGUUUGACGCACAGAAUCUGUCAUCUACCUGGACCUUGUUUGCAAAAUCAAUGGUUUGCACAUAAAAUAAUUAGAAUCUUGUAAUCUAAAGGUGAAUGCGAUUAAAGUGGAUUUCAAAAGUCA
Molecule: messenger RNA, 2219 nt
Organism: Nothobranchius furzeri (turquoise killifish)
Lineage: Eukaryota; Metazoa; Chordata; Actinopteri; Cyprinodontiformes; Nothobranchiidae
Source: RefSeq, a predicted model, not a curated record